AUGGAUUUUGAUCAAAUCAAUAAAUUGGAAGAAGGACAAAUCUUAUGCUGUUGUGAAUAUUUCAACAGUCGUGGACAACGCAGCCAUUUAUUAGAAGCCCUUUGCGAUUGCCAAGUAUUAGAUGAUAUUUGCGAAGGAUUUAUCCAUUGUAAAUGGGCUGGGAAAGAUCAGUUCCUUCAAUUGUUAGAAGUCAUGCAUGAUCGUAUACGAAUUCCCUGGUUAGACGGACGUGGAGCUCGACGAUUUCCACUAUCAACAAUAUUACCCAUGAUUAUUUUACCUUGUAUGCUAAAAGUAGCCUCUUCUGGCUUUUAUACGACCGUAGGCAUGAUAACGUCCCUUUUUCCUUUGAUGAUGUUUAUCUAUUAUAGCGCUAUCAUUAGCGGUCGUAAAAGGACGCCAUUUUUUCUAAGCUGGACGUUAACAUCCAUAUUGGGAAUGCUAUUUGCCUACUUGCGCUAUAUUACUCCAAAUUGUAGUCUUGACAAGACUGCUGAAGUCUCCCUUGGCUUAGUGAUGACGUUAAUUAUUUUUAUCUUAUGCUUACGUAAUCCUGGUAGAAUUAAACCCAAACGUAAAGGGGCCAAGCUUGGCAAUUAUGUCGAUCAUAAUAAUCAGGAUACGUACGAUAAUAAUUUAUUGAAAGUUUGUCAAGAAUGUCAUGUUCAGAUGCCUCGGCGAUCGCACCACUGUGGAAUUUGCCACAAAUGUGUAAAACAUUUUGAUCAUCACUGCGUCUGGAUUAAUAAUUGUGUUGGGCAAGGCAAUCGAAGGCUCUUUGUUUUACUUUUACUUGUAUUUCUUUAUACAGCUUCACGUGGCAUCUAUUUUAGUUUGGAUACUGUCUGUGUCUGGGAUAAAAUGCUUCCAAAUUGUCAGUAUGCUUACGAAGAAGAUUGGUAA
Molecule: messenger RNA, 903 nt
Organism: Trichoplax adhaerens
Lineage: Eukaryota; Metazoa; Placozoa; Uniplacotomia; Trichoplacea; Trichoplacidae
Exons: 4
Coding region: 1-903 (300 amino acids)
Biological process (GO): peptidyl-L-cysteine S-palmitoylation; protein targeting to membrane
Cellular component (GO): Golgi apparatus; endoplasmic reticulum
Molecular function (GO): protein-cysteine S-palmitoyltransferase activity
Source: RefSeq, a predicted model, not a curated record